Molecule: messenger RNA, 1344 nt
Organism: Aureobasidium uvarum
Lineage: Eukaryota; Fungi; Ascomycota; Dothideomycetes; Dothideales; Saccotheciaceae
Source: the annotation of a GenBank genome assembly
AUGGAGAAGGAGCCUCUACUUGGUGGACUGCCUCGUGAGGCCAAGUCAACCAAAUCGCGUUCUUUACUCAAAACCAUACGCGUGCUCGCAAUCACCUUUGCUGCCUCGUUUGGUACAUGCUAUUAUUUAACAGGCAAUUGGCCUCUUGACUAUCUUGUCUACUCACCAGCCGAGAGAGUCUUGAUCCGGAACCCUUUGAUUGACGGUCACAAUGAUCUCUUGAUCAGGAUGAGAGUCGACUACAAGAACCACAUCUAUGAUCCAGCAUUUACCGACAAGAUGGAAAAUGGUGGCCUGCAGGGCGAAACAGACAUUCCUCGCAUGAACCAAGGCAGACUUGGAGGUGCUUUCUGGAGUGCCUUUGUGCCCUGUCCGGCCAAUGGCUCUGACUUCUCUGAUGCUGCCUAUGCUCCUUAUGUCAAGACGACUCUUGAACAGAUCGAUCUCUUCAACCGCCUUACAGAUAUGUACCCGCGCUACUUCACUCCGGCUAAAGACUCAGCCUCGGCUCUGCGUGCCUUUGCCGCUCACCAGUUGAUCUCUCCUAUGGGAAUUGAAGGUCUACACCAGAUUGGCAAUUCUAUCUCGACUCUUCGCCUUUAUCAUCAACUUGGAGUCCGUUACGCAACUCUGACUUGGAACUGCCAUAAUGCAUAUGCCGACGCUGCUCUGGUCUCAAACUCCGACAAUGAGACCGUUGUCGCACCCCCACUAUGGGGUGGUGUCUCGCCUGCGGGCAAGAAGUUGAUCCAGGAGAUGAACAGACUAGGCAUGUUGGUUGAUCUUAGUCAUGUGAGCCAAAACACCAUGGCCCAUGUUUUGGGUCAAGGUGAAGAUGGCUGGCAAGGCAGCAUUGCACCACCAAUCUUCAGUCAUUCAAGCGCCUACUCCAUCUGCCCACAUCCUCGCAACGUCCCUGACCAUAUUCUUCCACACGUCAAAGCCAGUCGUGGCAUUGUAAUGGUCAACGCCAAUCCAGACUUUAUCAGCUGCCGCGCCUCGAAUAGCUCCUCUGGUCUGCCUGAGUUCGUGCCCGAGACCUCGACUUUGCAGCAGGUGGUCAAGCACAUCAAGUACAUUGGAGACAUGAUUGGCUACGAUCAUGUAGGGAUCGGUACCGACUUUGACGGCAUUGAGAGCACACCAAAGGGCUUCGAGGAUGUGUCCAAAUUCCCUGAUCUCGUGACCGAGAUGCUCAAGCAGGGUAUUAGCGAGCUGAAUGCUGGUAAAGUUGUGGGCAGAAACAUCUUGAGAGUCUGGGCUGAUGCCGAUGCUGUUGCUACUUGGAUGCAGAGAAAGGGAGUCUUACCACUCGAAGACGAUGUAAAGCAUCCUUGGGAAUGA